This is a messenger RNA of Megalops cyprinoides (Indo-Pacific tarpon), 2524 nucleotides long. RefSeq names its product chromosome 23 C12orf4 homolog (gene ferry3). Gene Ontology annotation, cellular component: cytoplasm. Gene Ontology annotation, biological process: regulation of mast cell degranulation. The record is from RefSeq and is a predicted model, not a curated record. The transcript has 14 exons. The coding region runs from base 105 to 1760 and encodes 551 amino acids. NCBI's taxonomy places the organism in Eukaryota, Metazoa, Chordata, Actinopteri, Elopiformes, Megalopidae.
UGGAGAAAGUCAAGUGGUACGACUGGCUAAGAUAUCAGAAAUAACAAUAACGUCAAAAAUUGAAAUUAAAUACAUAUGUCACUAUUUCGGACAAAGUAAGCAAAAUGAAGAGAAAUAAAGGGAAAGUAAACACCACGGAAAAAGAGUUUCUGUUCGAGUUCACGGCCGGGAAGCUGCGUUACGCCUUGACCGUUCCCCUGCAGUUCCCCGUACAAGAAAACGUCAGCGACCUCCACGGGAGGCUUAUGCUGUUACACAACAUGCCCUGUUUCAUUGAAAACGAAUUGAAGAGUGCCCUUUGCAGCUUCAUCGAGAAAGAAACCAUUCAGGACUAUGACAAAGAAGCGGAGUUGGCUCUGCAGAGACUAACAACCGGAGAAGUAGACGCUGACAAGCUUACAAGUGCCUGGGCCCGGGUGUACUCUGAAACCACCCUGGAGCAUGCCCGCCCUGAGGAGCCUAGCUGGGACGAGGACUUCGCGGACGUGUACCACGAGCUGAUCCACUCCCCGGCCUCCGACACCCUGCUCAACCUUGAGCACAACUACUUCCUCAGCAUCUCCGAGCUCAUCAGCGAGAGGGACAUGGAGAUAAAGAAGCUGCAGGAGAGGCAAGCGGCAGAAAUGGACAAAGUCAUGCAGGAGCUGGGGAAGACCAUGAGCGACCAGGAUGUGAAUGUGGUGGCCUCCCAGCACUUUGAUGCCCAGCAGGAGCUGGAAAAUAAAUGGGCCAGCGAGCUCAAACAGGUGACAGGCAUUCAGAAGCAGGAAUACCAGGAGUGGGUGAUCAAGCUGCACCAGGACCUGCAGAACCCGAACAACAGCACCAUCACCGAGGAGAUUAAGGUGCAGCCCAGCCAGCUGACAGAGCCACAGGAGCCCGGGGACAGGCUGUUCGAGGAGCAGCGACAGCUGGAGGAGAGCUUCACCAUCCACUUAGGUGCGCAGCUGAAGACGAUGCACAACCUGCGGCUGGUGCGGGCAGAUGUGCUGGACUUCUGUAAGCACCGUCGCCACGGCAGCAGUGGGGCCAAGCUGCGGCGGCUGCAGACAGCGCUCUCACUCUACUCCACCUCCCUCUGUGGCCUGGUGCUGCUGGUGGACAACCGCGUCAACUCCUACAGCGGCAUCAAGAGAGAGUUUGCCACUGUGUCCAAGGAGUGCACAGACUUCCACUUCCCGCGGCUGGAGGAGCAGCUGGAGGUGGUCCAGCAGGUGGUGCUGUAUGCCCGGGCACAGAGGAGCAGCAAGAAUAGGGACCAGCCUGAGGUCCCCAGAAAUGGAGCCAGCGAGGAUAAAGCCAAGAACCUUGAAAGAAAUCCCUCAAAUAUCUUACCAGGUGAGUUCUACAUCACCCGGCACUCCAACCUGUCGGAGGUGCACAUCGUGUUCCACCUCUGCGUGGACGACAACGUGCGGUCGGGCAACAUCACGGCCCGCGACCCGGCCAUAAUGGGCCUGAGGAACAUCCUGAAGGUGUGCUGCACCCACGACAUCACCACCAUCUCCAUCCCCCUGCUGCUGGUGCACGACAUGUCGGAGGAGAUGACCAUACCGUGGUGCCUGAAGCGAGCGGAGCUGGUCUUCAAGUGCGUCAAAGGUUUCAUGAUGGAAAUGGCAUCCUGGGACGGAGGGAUCUCGCGGACGGUCCAGUUCCUGGUUCCACAGAGCAUCUCCGAUGAAAUGUUCUAUCAGCUCAGCAACAUGCUGCCUCAGAUCUUCCGGGUCUCAUCCACCCUCACUCUCACAUCCAAGCGCUGACGCGGCGGAGGGGCCGCACCCCCAAGCCCCCGGACCAAUCAGGGAACCUCCGCGGACCUGGGGACGUGACACUGCUCCCACAGCCGUGUGUUCAGUGGGGAAUUUGGCGGCUUCUUUGCCGAAGACGGGUCCCGCCAUCACAGUUCCAUUUACAGACGUACAGAGAAGUCUGUGUGUGACUUUGAGUAGUUUCUUAAACACGCCCCAGAUCCUUCAGAUCCCUUACCACACUUAGAUGCCCGCUGUGGUGUGCUGCCCUGGCGCUUCCAGUCCCACAGAGAGAGGGGCUAUCUGCAAUGCAGGUGCUUUCAGAUCUCUGCAGUGGAAAGUGUGUUUUUGCUAACAUAUGCGUGGAACCUUUUUUUAGAACUAAAAACUUUUACUUGCUCGGAAGGUUUAACAUAGGGAAAUUCUCUGGAUGAGGCAACCCUCAAAGCUCCGUGCCGUGUAAACCUCUUUGUAAUUUUAUUCGGCAUCACUUGCAAGCCCCGUUGUUAAAAAGGCAAAUUUUUGCUGAUGCAGAAACCAGCCGCACACCAGUGUUUCUGUGCUGCAUUGCAGUGCAUUACCUAUUUGACUAAUACUGUAUGAUUGCCUUUCCCCUUUUUCUGCACCAGAGGGCGCUGUUCUCAACACAGACAGACAUGUACACGCACAAGCGCACAGCAGCCAAGUUGCAUUCCACUUCUGAUCAGAGAGUGUUUUAACAUGUUGCUCUUAAUUUCUUCAAAGAAAAAAAAAAACAUCCAUGAAACCAGCUGUAU